GGCCAAUAGUAUAAACAAUCAAAUUCUAAUUCAAGGUGGGUCCAAAUGCAUUACUAACAUUUAAUAAUUCUUUUUCAGUAUAAUGUUGAGUUAAUUCUAAUUGUUCUAAAGUUUCCACUCUUCAUUUUAAUUUUUUUUUCAGGAUUUUUUUCUUCAUUUCAAUCCAUAUUUUAAUGCACUUGUGUUACAGAAAGAAACACGUAAGACAAGAUGAUAUAUGGUUUGAAAGAUUUCUUCAACUGAUGCACCAAAUGAGUUUCCAGCCAAUUACAGUGGACCAUUGUUUAUAUGCAAGUUUUUCAGGAAAUUUCUUCUACCAACAUUGUCAAUGUCAACUUCAGACAAACUGGGUUGCCUUUUCUUCAAUCCACAAGGCAAGAGGUGCACAUUAGGACCUUUACAUCUAUAGAAAAAAUCAACUGACAGAUGGCACACAACAGGUUAGUGCCGGUUGAGCUCAGAAAAGGGCAAAGUUGGAAGCUACUGAUCCCAACAAAAUCCAUAUCUGCAAAGAUUACCUAAUUUUCCAUUCAAGUUUUGACACAUAAAAAGAAGAGGUCCCACGAUGUAGUUAUCUCUUGGAGCUUGUAUUGGAAACAUCUAACAUCAGACUUUUUCAAAUUACUGGUAAUGACAGUAAGUGGCGGCACUAGGAGUUAAAUUUUGAUUAGAACCACUGACUAGGACCUCUCUCUCAAUUUAAGCCUAACCAUGUUCUUAUAAAUCUUACCCAUAGCUUGAGCUUGUGCUCAUCCAAAACCAGGGUGUUUCCCCUAUAAUUCUUGUUCCUUCUUGGGAUUUCCAUGUUUCAGCCUUCUACUUCUUCCUGAGAUCCUAGACAUGGCGAAUUCACGUCUCCCGAGGUUCAUUAUGGAGGUUGCUCCACCCCAGUUUGUUACUGUCAUGAGGCACAGAACAAGAAAGAUGUUGGACACUAUCAGUGAAGAGGAUAGAGAUGGUAGCAACAAUGGUUCUCUUUCUCCUACUUACAAGAGCUCACCAACUUCAGUCGCUGCGGGUGCUAUGGCUGCUGCUUCUUCUUCUUCUGCCACUACUGUGACGGCUAACUCCAAGUAUUUUCUCAAAGGAGUGUCGAGUUUUUCCAUAUUCAAUAACUAGAAUGAUUUGC
Messenger RNA from Durio zibethinus, 1129 nucleotides. NCBI's taxonomy places the organism in Eukaryota, Viridiplantae, Streptophyta, Magnoliopsida, Malvales, Malvaceae. The record is from RefSeq and is a predicted model, not a curated record.